Humulus lupulus (European hop) is the source of this 1866-nucleotide messenger RNA. RefSeq names its product vesicle-associated protein 4-2-like. The transcript has 7 exons. Lineage: Eukaryota; Viridiplantae; Streptophyta; Magnoliopsida; Rosales; Cannabaceae. Gene Ontology annotation, cellular component: plasma membrane; endoplasmic reticulum membrane. The coding region runs from base 712 to 1524 and encodes 270 amino acids. Gene Ontology annotation, biological process: endoplasmic reticulum membrane organization. The record is from RefSeq and is a predicted model, not a curated record.
CAAAUAUUUAAAAUAGAAUGCAAGUGAUGUGUUAAUUGAUAUUCAUAAUGACACAAGCUUCCAAAUACUAAACAGUUUAUAUGAAUGAAGUAAUAUUAGAAGGUUGUUUUAUUAUUAUUAUUAUUGUUUAAUAAAUAUUUUUUUUAGGUAAGAGGAGGAGAUAGAUAGAAUAGAAGAAAGAAGCAACUGUAAAGCCCGGGAACCCAAAACAGAAAUCAACCUCAUGAGGCAGACAAAAUACAGAGAGAAAAAAUUCCAUAAACUUUGAGAUCCGAGCAGAGUGGAGCAACUCAACUCAACUCAACCAAACGAAAACAACAACAAACUCAACCCAAAGUUUCAAUCUUUUCCAAUCAAAACCAGAGUUAAAAGCAAAAACCAAACCACCGCCGUUUCCGACAAUCCAAAAAGUUGAGGUAAAACCAAAAAAAAUAUAUUGUGAAAGGUCACAUUCAGCUACAUUUGCAAAUACAUGCUUUCACAAACAAGGACACUCCCCCACACACAAAAACACAAUAUCAUACAAAAAACACUUUCGGGGAUAGAAAAAGAAGAAACCCCAAUAUCUACUAUUGUCUAUCUUCAUUUCGAGCACAAAACAAAAUCUGUCUUUUGUAGGAAAAUCUCCUGAGAGGCCCAUUUGGCGAUAGUGAAGUGGUUUUUAUUUUUAUUUAUAUAUUUUUUGGUCUGGUGGGAAGGGAAGGGGGAAAAAUGGCUGUUGAAACUGAGAAAUCUGGGUCUGAUGGGAAAGUUUGGAGCUUUUGUAGAAUGCCGUUUUGGCAAGGGAGAAAUGGGUCUUCGUCCUCGUCUUCUUCGUUAUCUUCAAUGCAUAAUAUUCAUGCCCAUCAUCAUCAGCAGCAGAAUCAGAGCCACCAUCAAUCUGUGGAGCGUAUGAGCCUUCAAUCUCCUACUACGGUGUCGUCUGUGGCUAAGUCCUUCCUUCCAACCAGGAGGAGGCUCCGUCUUGAUCCUCCUAGCAAGCUUUUCUUUCCAUAUGAACCUGGUAAGCAGGUUAGGAGUGCCAUUGGGAUAAAAAACACAUGCAAGUCUUAUGUAGCUUUCAAGUUCCAAACAACAGCACCGAAGAGCUGUUAUAUGCGACCUCCUGGGGGCAUACUUGCGCCAGGUGAAAGUCUUAUAGCAACAGUAUUCAAGUUUGUGGAACCUCCGGAGAACCAUGAAAAACCAAUAGAUCAGAAGAGCAGGGUCAAGUUCAAGAUCAUGAGUCUAAAAGUGAAAGGAGAAAUGGACUACGUUCCAGAACUGUUUGAUGAACAAAAGGACCAAGUGGCUGUUGAGCAAAUUCUGCGAGUUAUUUUCCUUGACCCUGAACGACCAAGCCCGGCUCUAGAGAAACUUAAGCGACAAUUAGCUGAGGCUGAGGCUGCACUUGAAGCUCGUAAAAAGCCUCCAGAAGACACAGGCCCCAGAAUUGUUGGGGAAGGACUUGUCAUCGAUGAAUGGAAAGAGCGAAGGGAAAGAUACCUGGCGCGACAACAAGUUGAAGGGGUCGAUUCAGUGUGAAGCGAUUCUUUCUCUCUUUUUCAGAGCACUCCCUUUGCGUCGAUGGAGGUUUCAAUCUGUAAUAUCGGAAUUUACAUUCUUUUUCCUGUUGCUCUUCAAGGAAAGGUUGCUGCAACAUCCAAGUGAGCGCCGUCGAAAAGGUAAAAGUGGAAGCAUGUGUAAUGUCUUGUUGUGGAUAAUGUGAGGGGAUAUUUUUAUGAUUGAUGAAGGCUCUUGAUUCAUGACUCAUACCUUGUAAUCUUGUAGAUAGCAGGAACUGAUUCCAAAAUGACAAUGUUUAUUAUUAUUGUGUGAUAGCAAAGUUAUAUAAAAACCAGCUGAUGUUUGUUUUUUGGUUUUUCA